AAAAUAUAUAAGCCGGUGAAAAUGCAGUGCAAUUCAUCCAGAAACAUUGUGCUAAACAAAGUUGAAGGUAUUCUGGAAAGGUGAAAGUGAACACGAUGACAAUCUUUCAGGUUUGCUUGAGCCUUCUGGCUUUGGGUGCCUCUUUUGCGACACAAUAUCUUGGUACUUUGUCAGCAGCAGGAAUCAGUGAUUGUCAAACACUGUAUGAAAAAGAUAACGCACUGAAGAAUGGUGUUUACUCAAUCCAUUAUGAUCCUAAGGCUGGUGCAAAGAAGGUCACCUGUGACAUGGGAAGCAAAGGCUGGACUGUCAUCUUUCAACGCUAUAUGGACAGGAACGUGAAUUUCAACCUAGACUGGAAAUCUUACAAGAUAGGUUUUGGAGAAGCACAGUUCACUUACUGGCUAGGGAAUGACUUUGUCCACCAGCUAACAAAAAGAGCAAACUACAAGCUAAGGGCGGUAUUUUUAGUUAAAGGUGUACAUAAGUUUGCAGAAUACAGCCACUUCAAACUGGAGCCAGAAUCUCAGCACUAUGCCAUAAGGCUGGGUACCUACCAGCCCAGUACAGCUGAUGAUGGCUUCACCCAUCUUUCGGUUAAAAAUCAGGUGGACAAUGCCAUGUUUAGUACUCCUGACAAUGACACAGAUUACUCUCCUGCCAACUGUGCCGCCACAUAUCAGACUGGCUGGUGGUUCCGAGAUUGCUACUCCUCUAUCCUGACCCUUAAAGACCACCUUGAAUGGUCAAACUUAUGCACGUCUAAGGGAGAAUGUACCUUCGUUAAGAUGAUGAUUAUAAGAGUGUAACUUUUCUGCUGCCAGAACUGGUUUAAGAACAUAUUUGCCAGCUGCUUGGCCGCAUGAAAAAUGAUAUACAAAACAGGAAAUAAAGCUUAAAAUCACAAACAUAUAUUUAUCAAAAGAAACAUGAUUGUAGACUAAAAUUAGUUUGAUGAGUAGUUGAAAAUAAAAGAAUA
Messenger RNA from Protopterus annectens (West African lungfish), 979 nucleotides. Its product is annotated as ficolin-1-like. The coding region runs from base 96 to 809 and encodes 237 amino acids. Lineage: Eukaryota; Metazoa; Chordata; Ceratodontiformes; Protopteridae. The transcript is spliced from 3 exons. The record is from RefSeq and is a predicted model, not a curated record.